This is a messenger RNA of Tarenaya hassleriana, 1201 nucleotides long. Its product is annotated as peroxidase P7-like. Gene Ontology annotation, biological process: response to oxidative stress; hydrogen peroxide catabolic process. The record is from RefSeq and is a predicted model, not a curated record. The transcript is spliced from 4 exons. Bases 43 to 1002 code for a protein of 319 amino acids. NCBI's taxonomy places the organism in Eukaryota, Viridiplantae, Streptophyta, Magnoliopsida, Brassicales, Cleomaceae. Gene Ontology annotation, molecular function: peroxidase activity; heme binding.
GUUCAUACUAUCAUCAUCAUCAUCAUCAUCAUCAUCAUCAUCAUGGCUACUAAACACUUCCUUUGUAUUGUGGUUCUUGUCUUAGCACUACUUCACGGUAACGUCGAGGGGCAGCUUACGACAAAUUUCUACGCGAGUUCAUGUCCGAAACUCAUCCCUACCGUCCGAUCCGUCAUGCAAUCCGCCGUCAAACGCGAGGCAAGGAUCGGUGCCUCCAUCCUCCGCCUCUUUUUCCAUGAUUGCUUUGUUAACGGAUGUGACGGCUCGAUUCUACUAGACGACACGUCGAGCUUCACGGGAGAGAAAAACGCCGGCCCGAACCGGAACUCAGUUCGAGGUUUCGAUGUCAUCGACAACAUCAAGACCGCAGCGGAGAAAGCCUGUCCCGGUAUCGUCUCUUGCGCCGACAUCCUCGCCAUCGCCGCUCGAGACGGAGUUGUCCUGCUAGGGGGACCGAGUUGGGAAGUGAAACUCGGGAGGAGAGACUCGAGAACAGCGAGUCAAUCCGCAGCUAACAGAGACAUUCCAGCACCAACUUUCAAUCUGAGUCGACUCGUAAGCAGUUUCAGUAAUGUCGGACUGUCCGCCAGAGACAUGGUUGCUCUCUCCGGUGGGCACACGAUCGGGCAAGCUCGUUGCACGACAUUCAGAGCAAGAAUCUACAACGAGAAGAACAUAAACAGUGCCUUCGCCGCAACACGUCAACGGAACUGUCCGAGAACUAAUGGAUCCGGCGACGGAAACCUAGCGCCGUUAGACAUUCAGACGCCGACGAAAUUCGACAACAACUACUUCAAGAAUCUCAUGGUUCAAAAGGGUCUCCUUCACUCCGACCAAGAGCUCUUCAAUGGCGGCUCGACGGAUUCGAUCGUCCGUACGUACGGAACCAAACCGGCGACGUUUAGCUCCGAUUUCACGGCGGCGAUGAUCAGGAUGGGCGAUAUCAGCCCGUUGACCGGUAAGAAGGGUGAGAUCAGGAGGAAUUGCAGGAGGGUCAACUAAAGUGAAUCCCAACCCCCACGUGUCGGUUUCCUAUUGGGUGUUUCAGUGUAUUAGAAUAAGUUUGGUGUUCUCCGAAGAUCUUGGAACAUGCAUGAUCUAAGCGGUUGUUGUUGUCGGAAUCCGGGUACUUGAAGUGUGUAUUUCAUUUCCUCUUUUGAAUUAAAAUGAAAUCUAAAGGAUUUAUCUUAUUUUGUUAGGU